UCCACAAUAGCAUUUGUACGAUAUCUAGGCCGUUUCUGUUUAUAGCAGGCACUCUUAUCAGCAGUCUGUGACGUCAGGCGAUUCAGACAAACAUUUCGGAAUCGCACUGUGUAAACUGUAAUGUACAUGUAAACAAAGCUUAAGGUUAAAUAUUUCUGGAGAUAAAUUAAUGGAUAAAUUAUGGUAACAACUAAACACUGUUGUUACGGAGAUUGUAAAAGUGACUUGAGGACAUUGAAUAAUGAUGUACUUUUUUAUUGGUUUUGGAAAUGGAUUUGAUCAUUUCCAAAGCCCAAAAUAGAUUGUGAAAAGUAUAUGCGUUGGGUGCAAAAUUGUGGACGGAAAUAUUUUACCAUCGCCAAUGUUAAUAAGGAAACAUAUAUAUGUUCAAUGCACUUCGUCGGUGGGAAGGGUCAGACGGAAGAAAAUCCAGACCCAAUCAAAUAUGGAACAGAGGUUACCAGAAAGAGAAAAAUGCCUGCUGAACGCCUGCCAUACAAGUCAUCAAAACAGCAGCGUACAGAAAGAAAUGAGGCAGCCCAAGCAAUGAUGAUGUUACCAAUCACUGGUACCAUCAGUCCUGUCGUGAGUGAAAAUGCACAUGAGGCUGUUGCAGAUAAUGCUCCAAAAACGUUGUUCAGAAAUUAAUUGUAAACCAGAUGUACAGGAAAAGGAAAGUCAGACAGAAAAAACAGUGUCAUCAGAUAUUGUAAGGUUAAACAUACAGAACAGAAUUUUAGAAAACAAUCUCAAAGUCUCAUCUCAAGAUCAGUUCCAGAUUCAGAAGCCAAAGAAACAAAAUAAGGUUGAAGAAAAGGCAAGAGUCACUGAGGCCCUCAGUGUGGACACUUUAUGAAUGAUGACAAAGCGUUUAAGUUUCUGGUUUGACAUGCAUCCAGUUUUUGUUCCUGUGGGACUUCUUGGGAGACUGUACACAGAAAAUCAAUUUUUGGAAUUCCAGUGUAAGCAAUCCAGACAAGACUCCUAGCCGUAGACCAGGGCAUAAGCGGCUUAGUUGUUUAUGUUUCUCAUGCGUGUUCGGCUUGAUUGUUACACCAAGAUUUGGCGUACAGGUUCGAAACAAACACGAGACAAGUUUCCAUAAUAAUAAUAACCUGGGUUCAAUUACUUUAUAAAAAGUUUUCGAUGUUAAAGAAAUUUAUGUUUGCUUCCAGAAGGAAAGUCCGAAAACAUUUGCCAAGAUGUUUUAAUAAAUAUUAAAAUAUACGCUGUAUACGGAGACACAUUAAAUCGGAAUCCACCUAAAAACAUGAAUACACCGGAAUACAUUUUCCAUAACCGAAAUACUCCUGUAUUUUUUUUUAAGUUAGAGGUAUUUUUGAAGGGUCUUUGAUAUAAUUUAAUCAGAGAUAUCAUGAAUAAUUAAUAUACGAAAGGAAAAUAAAAUACGUUUACGCAAAAUAAUUCUAUACGAGAUUGAAAAUCGGCGACCGCGCGGGAAAUUUCCGUAACCAAAAUACACCCGUAUUUCAUUAAUAAAUGGUAUUUUUAGGGUUAAUUGCAAAAAUCAUGCGUGUAUAAAAUAUUGUUCUAAAGUUCAUGUGCAAGCCCCAGGAAAUUUUCAAGCCAAGGGAAAUCAGUACUCUUCUUUAAGGGAUACACUUCAUACAAGUUUCUUGUUGCAACUGCACUAAAUGGCGCUAUCCUGUAUGUAAGCGAUACGUUUGAAGGCAGUAUCAGUGGCAAGGAGAUUGUAAAAACAAUCAGAUGUUUGAGAAUUUGAUAUGUUUAAAUGAAGAUCAAGUUAAGUUGAUUCGACCACCAUUUCUUGGUUCUAGGCAUCAGUUUACCCCACAGGAGGAAGAUUUGACAAAAGACGUUGCUAAACAUAGAAUUCAUGUCGAGCGCUCAAUUAAAAGAAUUAAAAAAAAAUAUCAGCGAGUUAUACCCAAGCUUUGCAGCCAGUUUUCUCACAACUAGUUUUUGUUACAGCUUGCUUAGUUAUUUUUCAGGACCCACUAGUUAAAUAAAUAAUUAGGCGUAAAAAAAUGUUUGUUUCCGGUAACAUGACCUAUGCUAAAUUUUUGGCUCUACCCUAAAUGUUUUUAUGGCCUUGGAGAAUAUUUUUUUCAACUUAUUAACACAAAGUUUUUUAUGCUUUAAACAUGGUCAGUGAUGUUAGAAAUCAAUUACUUAUGCUCUAAAGGCAUAACCCCCUUACUUGUUUUACUGUUUUGACAUAGGAAUAAUUUCUGAAAAGUCACACUUAAUAACCCUCCCCCCACCACACACACACAGACACACACACACACGCGCGCGCGCGCCAAAACAAAUUUCCGACCUGCCUACCCUAAUUUUUUAGC
Messenger RNA from Mercenaria mercenaria, 2324 nucleotides. RefSeq lists its product as uncharacterized. The transcript has 2 exons. NCBI's taxonomy places the organism in Eukaryota, Metazoa, Mollusca, Bivalvia, Venerida, Veneridae. The record is from RefSeq and is a predicted model, not a curated record. The coding region runs from base 316 to 648 and encodes 110 amino acids.